Molecule: messenger RNA, 1681 nt
Organism: Danio rerio (zebrafish)
Lineage: Eukaryota; Metazoa; Chordata; Actinopteri; Cypriniformes; Danionidae
Gene: cldnj
Product: claudin j
Cellular component (GO): plasma membrane; membrane; bicellular tight junction
Molecular function (GO): structural molecule activity
Source: RefSeq, marked validated
UUCUUGUCUCUGUGGUCUCCAGCCCGCUCCUCCAUGGCUCUGCAGGUUUUGGGAAUCACUCUGUCAAUGAUCGGCUUUGCGGGAACCAUCAUCAUCUGCGCGCUGCCCAUGUGGAAGGUGACCGCCUUCAUUGGCACCAACAUCGUGGUGGCUCAGGUGUUUUGGGAAGGCCUGUGGAUGACCUGUGUGUAUGAGCGCAUCGGCCAGAUGCAGUGCAAACUCUAUGACGCCCUGCUGGAUUUGGACCCCUUCCUGCAGGCGUCCCGCGGGCUCAUAGUGACCACCAUGGCUUUGGCCAGCUUGGCUUUCCUCAUUUUUCUGAUUGGGGCUGAUUGCACUAACUGUCUGAGUAACCCACGGGCCAAAGGACGGAUUGUGGUGGUCUCCGGCAUCACCUUUAUGCUUUCAGGACUGACCACUGUGGUGCCCGUGUCCUGGACAGCCGACUCCAUUAUAAGGGACUUUCACAAUCCUGUAGUGCACGAGGCUUUAAAGAGGGAGAUGGGAGCAGCUCUUUAUGUGGGCUGGUUAACAGCCGGGUUUCUGUUUAUUGGUGGAGCAAUUCUGUGCACCAGUUGCCCACCGGAGCGGGACAACUAUUUACCACGGUAUACUUUAACAAAAUCUGGCACUCACAGUGGCUAUGCUGUAAAGAACUAUGUCUGACAGGUAACACUCUCUAAAAUAGUAGACUGAACAAAAAUUAUUGGAUUUCCUAGUUUUUUUUUAGGGUAAACUAUUCAUUUGGGCUGAAUUUAAACAAAAAAGGUGAUUUUAGUAAUCAACUUAAUUUGAGUGCGUUUAUAUUCAGCUCGUAUGAAUUGUUUGCAACCAUUUACCCUAAAAAAUGUAGUAAAUCCAAUGAAUAUUUUUUUGUGUGUAUUGCACAAGUGUUAUGCUGCAUCCACACCAGACGCGGAACGCGAUUCAAGCGUGAGUGAUUUACAUGUUAAGUCAAUGCAAACACGCAAAUAGACAUCCUGCGAAUGGCGCGACGCAAAUUGAACGUUUUGCGCGUUAAACAACCAGGAGCUUGCACUUGUGGAGGUGUGAUUGUGACGUAUCCCCUGUUGUCGGUGUUCCGGGGGAAAUCCUUCAGCCGAAACCGACAAAAAGUUCAUCAAACUGUGCUCAGCGCAGUCAGAAGCACCGCUGAAAGCCUCCAUCAGCCAGGUUAAGUUUCUGGAGGAGUUUAUGAGCUCACAGAGCUGGAUGCACAUCUGAAAGAAUCUAGUGGACUCAGACACGACCCUAAACGUAUCGACGCUGUUUUUCAGCCUUCAUAAAGCACAUUAACACUGUUAUUUUUUUAAUAAAAUCCAUGUUAGCCAUUUAGCUAUGAAGCUAGAGUCACCGGGCAGACAGAAGCCCUGCCCAUCACGCGAAUCCGCGUCUGUUCUGAAGUGAAUUUGACGCGCGAAUGAAGCAGAUUUGAUGUGCGAAUGAAGCGAGUAACCUCAAAUGUUCACGCUGCUAUUUACGCGCAAAUAGCACGAUUUAUCGGUGCGUUCUGCGUCUGGUGUGAACACAGCAUUAAAGGAAUGCUUUACUCACCCUUUCCUUAAAAUGUAAGUUUUUGUAUUCUGUUGAACGCUAAGGAAGAUAUUUGAAGAAUGCCAGAAACCAGUAACCAUUGACAUCCAUAGUAGGAAAAACAAAUACAGUUGAAACCAGAAGUUUA